AUGCCUGCCCCCAUCGUGACUGUCGCUGAGCCUGUGCUCUCUGUGCGAGAUCUGGAGGCAGACGAGCAGUAUGUCAUGACUGCCUUUGAGCGGCACGCAAACCAUUGUUACCGGUGCAUGAACCCUCUGGAUGUCCACCAGAAGGGCCACUCGCUCUGCGACCGUGGACAUCAGUACGCCAUCGACGUCGCCGCCUACCUAUACUCCAAGAACGGCAAGGCAUACUCUGUUGUUGACCGUGACCUCAACCAACCCACACUGGUGAAGAUCCCCCGCAACUGUGUCGCAACUCGAGAGCUUUUGCUCGCUAUCGAGGCCGGGCUCCGACCACAGCGCAGAGAGAAACCCCGGGCUCCUGUUGCCCCCCUGGUGUCUGACGAAUCCACCUCACCGAUCAUCAGCUACGACCGCACAUAUCAUGUCCCUCCGCGACGCACAAACACCCAGCAGCAGCAGCAGCAGCAGCAGCCUGUCACCUGUACUGAGAUCAUCGAGAGGGAGCCACGUGCGAUCAAGAGCCGUCGGGUUAUCAUCUACCCUUCUCCUAACCGGGGAUCCUCUAGCAGAGGAUCUCUCUACGACUCGGACGCAGCUGACCGAGUGGAGCGUGUCAAGGAGUCUUCGCGAAUCUACCGCCCAACCGAGUACUACCGCUGA
Aspergillus ochraceoroseus IBT 24754 is the source of this 657-nucleotide messenger RNA. RefSeq lists its product as uncharacterized. The record is from RefSeq and is a predicted model, not a curated record. Lineage: Eukaryota; Fungi; Ascomycota; Eurotiomycetes; Eurotiales; Aspergillaceae. The coding region runs from base 1 to 657 and encodes 218 amino acids. The transcript has a single exon.